This is a messenger RNA of Closterium sp. NIES-67, 1841 nucleotides long. The record is from the annotation of a GenBank genome assembly. Lineage: Eukaryota; Viridiplantae; Streptophyta; Zygnematophyceae; Desmidiales; Closteriaceae.
AUAGUUCCUUCCGCUUUCGCGAACGGUUCGCUGGUAUCGUCGACUUGGCUUGCGACAAGAUCGCCAUGAACUGACAAACUCAAGAGGGCUUCUUUUAGGAGUUGAGAGCUCUCAUCUUUUAGUUCGUUCCGCUGACCGAAAGUUGGUCGUUCUUCGAGCAAGGCCAGAAGACGCGGUGGUCACUGCUGGAAGUAGUUUACCGUAUCCCUGGUUCUGAGGCAACGCUCCAUUUGUGCUAGUGUCGAGGGAUGGACUCGUCGCAAACGGCACAGGAGCUACAGGUGCAGUCACAGGAAGUGACUAUGGAGGGGGAAACACCCUCGCGGCAGGUUCGAGCGACCGUGGUCCAGGCGGCUACAGUGAUGUACAACACGCCUGCCACGCUGGACAAGGCCGAGCGUCUGCUGGCAGAAGCAGCCCAACUAGGGAGUCAGCUGGUGGUGUUCCCAGAGGCGUUCAUCGGCGGCUACCCCAGGGGCGCCAGCUUUGGUGUGCUGGUGGGGUCCAGGACGGACCGAGGGCGGGACGAGUUCAGGCGGUACCAUGCCUCUGCCAUUGAUGUGCCGGGCCCCGAGGUGGCUCGCUUGGCAGCAGCAGCAGCAAAAUUCGGAGUGUUCGUGGUGAUGGGUGCAAUAGAGCGGGCGGGCGGCACGCUCUACUGUUCCAUACUGUUCAUUGACCCGCGGCAGGGGCUGGUGGGGCGGCACAGGAAGGCAGUGCCGACUGCCCUGGAGCGCGUGAUAUGGGGAUGCGGCGACGGCAGCACGGCUGCCACCGUGGUGGACGCCGAGGGGGUGGGGAGAGUAGGGGCAGCUGUUUGCUGGGAGAACAGAAUGCCCAUGGUGCGCAUGGCACUGUAUGGGAAAGGAGUGGAGCUCUACUGUGCGCCCACUGCCGACUCCAGGGACUCGUGGCAGGCCACCGUGCAGCACAUUGCUCUAGAGGGCGGCUGCUUCGUCCUUUCCGCCAACCAGUUCUGCGUGCGCUCCGACUACCCGCCGCCCCCCGACUUCGUCUUUUCCGCGUCCGGGCGGCUGGAUGCAGACGAGCCACCGCCAUCUGCCGUGGUGUGUCGGGGCGGCAGCGUGAUUGUGUCGCCUCUGGGGCGGGUGCUGGCUGGGCCGAAUUACGAUGGACAAGCACUGCUGACUGCCGACUUGGACAUGGGAGACAUAAUCAGAGCCAAGUUUGACUUUGAUGUUACUGGGCACUAUGCACGGCCGGACAUAUUCUCUCUGCGUGUGAAAGAGGUGUCCACAGCGCCUGUACUGUAUGAUAGUGAUUCAGCAUCGUGCCAUAUGCUUCAUUAUAAGCACCACCACCACCACCAACAGCAACAACAGCAGCAGCAACAGCAGCAGCAGCAGGAAGAGCAAAGGAUGUGAGAUGUAACUGGGGAUUUCGCGACACCAUGCCAAAUACUUCAACCACCAACAGCAAAAGCAACAGCAACAAAAACAGCCAACAGCCAACAGCAGCAGCAGCAGCAGCAGCAGCAGCAGCAGCAGCAGCAGCAGCAGCAGCAGCAGCAACAACAGGAAGAGCAGACGAUGUGAUGCGAGAUGUGCCAAUUGUGGGGAUCCAGGUGCUUUUGCUCUCAGCAGCCGUCCUGCCCUGUGCCUCCUAAAUUUCCCAUGCCACUAACCACCAUAAUUUUACCCUAAGGACGUCCUCUUGAAAAUGUAACCCCUUGAAUGACACCCUCUUCAAGAGGUAAUACCUGUUAAAUUAUAACUUUGAUAUAUAAUUGGUAGGCUUGGUAGGUGUUAUUGAAACCUACUGUAGAGGGUACAACCCCCCUCCUUGUAUCCGUCUCUCUUCUAUUCUCGACUCUCUUUUCU